Molecule: messenger RNA, 576 nt
Organism: Cyphellophora attinorum
Lineage: Eukaryota; Fungi; Ascomycota; Eurotiomycetes; Chaetothyriales; Cyphellophoraceae
Exons: 2
Coding region: 1-576 (191 amino acids)
Source: RefSeq, a predicted model, not a curated record
AUGGGCGGUGGCAGCGACGGGGGCAGAGAUAUCCCGUCACAAAUCCCUAAGGGCUUCGUCCCUGCGGCCAACUGCAGGGCGCCGACUAGCCCCAGCGGUGGACUGAAGUACCAGUUGUUCAAGGGAGUAGUCGCUGUCGCAGAAACCAACUGUAACGAUCCCGCGUAUACCUGGAGAAGUCAAGGCCACAUGUACGCCCUUGACGUAGGUGUCUGCCAGGAGAAGGAACUUCCCUUCGGUGGCUUCCUAGGCAUGCAGCUUCAAUACAUACCCAACCCAUAUGCUCCGAAAUCCCAGAGUGACACGCCCGCAGACAAGAAGACUGCGUCUCUUCAGUCGACGACGACCGCCACGCCGACUGUCGCACCUACCACAUCACCCAUUCCUUCGUUGUGUUUGAAAACCUACACAGUCAAGCAAGGAGAUUCGGGCUGGGCGAUUGCUCAAGCCCAUGACAUUACUCUGACUUCGGUGUUGAUUCUCAAUCCUGGCGUCGCUUGGGACAAGCUCCAGAUUGGUUCUGUCAUUAAGCUUCCUUCUGUAGCGAAAGGUUCUGAUCUGGCAGGUUGUGCUUAG